AGACAGAGCGCGCGCACUCCAGGUUGGCGCAGGCACCGGUCCUGGAGAACUGAACGCCUUGGAGCUGGCAGCAUGGCUUCAUCUCACGGAAGAAGCGACCUGCGCUUCGCAGACUGGAUGGCAAGUUUACCGCAGAGCAUGCACACCGUCCCGCUUGCCAACAUGGCAAUCCCCGGUUCUCACGAUUCCUUCAGCUUUUACAUUGAUGAAGCAUCUCCAGUGGGCCCAGAGCAGCCAGAGACGGUGCAGAACUUUGUGUCUGUUUUCGGUACAGUAGCCAAGAAGCUAAUGAGAAAAUGGUUGGCCACACAAACUAUGAAUUUCACUUGCCAGCUGGAGGCUGGGAUCCGUUUCUUUGACCUGCGCAUCUCAACCAAGCCCCGUGACCCUGACAACGAGCUCUACUUCGCCCACGGGCUCUUCAGCGCCACGGUACGGGAAGGUUUGGAGCAGAUCAGCAGUUUCCUGUCAGCUCAUGCCAAAGAGGUUGUUUUCCUGGACUUCAACCACUUCUACGGUGUACAGAACCUACAUCAUGAAAAGCUAGUGACCAUGCUUAAAGAAGUGUUUGGAGAGAAACUCUGCCCAGUGAUUUUUGCUCAAGAGGUGACCCUGAAAUAUCUUUGGGAGAAGGAGUACCAGGUGCUUGUCUUCUAUCACCACCCCAUGGCCCUAGAGGUGCCCUUCCUCUGGCCUGGCCAGAUGAUGCCUGCUCCGUGGGCAAACACCACUGACCCAGAAAAGCUGGUUCAGUUUCUCCAGGCAUCUGUAACUGACCGCAGGAGGAAGGGGACAUUCUUUGUCUCCCAGGUGGUGUUAACACCGAAGGCAAGCACUGUGAUGAAGGGAAUGGCCAGCGGACUGAGGGAGACGAUAACAGAAAGGGCAUUACCAGGCAUGAUGCAGUGGAUAAGAUCACAAAGACCUGGUGAAAACGGCAUCAACAUUAUAACAGCAGAUUUUGUUGAGCUUGGAGAAUUCAUCAGCGCUGUCAUCAGCCUUAAUUAUCAUCAUCUGAACGAAGACGAGGACGAUGAUGCAACCUGAGAGGCCACAGUAGGGCAUUGGAGAGUGCAGCCGGCACCACCAAAUAAGGGGUGGUUGGGUCUGUGCUCUAAUCCUAUACUCUUUGGCAUUUAUUUCAGGAGGAAAGUGACAUUUCGGCUCCUUUCUCUUUAUUUAGGGCUAUAGUGAACUGAGAGAUCAGGGAGGGCGAAGAAGAGACCAAGCUUAGGCUGGUAAACAUUUCACAAAUGUUUGGUUGGAGCACUUAAAGAAUGAGGUUUAUUUGUUUCCUGUUUUUGGGAUCAAGGUUUUUUUUUUAUUUUUCAGAAUUGAUGGUUAUUUUACUUACUCCCUUAGCUGUAAAACUAUCAGCUUUUUCCACAAAUGUACCAUUUUCAGGCAUACCACUCUAUCAAACACAUGUGUCUUAAGGCCACAUUGACCCUCCAAUAGCUUGACUUUUACAUCAGUCUUGAUAUUCUAGUAACAGUUUUGCCAGAGGGUGUUUAAAAUAAAUGUUUAACUGAAGUCAUUGGCUCGUAAAUUGUAGCUAGCUCUUGUAUGUCCUGUAAAGAAGAUCAGUCCAAGUGCAGUCUUCUUUUUUUGUGUUUUAAACAUUAUGCAUCUUCUUAGAUAUAUCUGCAGGUGUUUUUCAAAACCUCCUCCUGAUGUCUGAAUGCGUGUGUUUAAAAUGUGUUGUGCCAGUGGGUAUAUUCAUUAUACCAACAAAAAAGAUUUCCAUGUUUGUCCCCCAGCAGUAAUCUUUCAUUUAAGUUUUUGCUCAGUAAUGGGAUCGGAAGCUGUGGAUUGAUCGACUGAUUAAAACCCUAGAAUCGCUCAUUUAUAACCACACAGGAAGAGAGAUUUAGAGUGCAUCUUGGCUAACUGGAGAAAAGCAUUAACACUGUUAGUACACACACAUUUUUUCCGUCUGCACUCCACAAUAAUUACCCCAUUUCCAUGACAAGCAUCUAUUCACUCUGUUAGAAAUGGACUAAAUGCACCCAUGCUGCCAUUUUUAAUGGUUAAGCAUCAAACUGUUCCUUCUAUACAUGGUGGAUCUUAAGAUGUGAUAGCAAAGUGUAAAAAAUACAUAUUUUGAUACGUGAGUACGCCCACAUAUCCAGCUUUUCUUUGCUGCUAGCUUGCCUUUUUGUGUGUUUGUGGUUACUGCCAUACAGCAGUAUAUGUGAGUCACCAUGAGAUGUGUAUUUUAUAAUAAAGGGUGACAAAACACCAAGCAGUCAUUUAGCAACUUAAGUCAUUAAAUUGCAUACAUUAUAGAUUAAGCAUUUUAAAUUUGAUCACAAUAAGCUGAAUCUACACCUGGCCCCUUUAUGAAUUUUAAGUCAUAAUUUGUUACUUGGUUAAAAUUAAUAGAGUCAAUGCUAUGUAAACACAUGAAAACAUGGUAGCUAUGAAGUUCCAUUAAUACACUUCGGCUCAUUAGUAUCGCUUUCAGUCACCAACAAUAUUCCAGACACUGCAGUGUUUUCUCCCACAGUCGGAUGUUUUGUCCCAGUUGAAGUUUCUGCAGGUCAGCCUUGAUAUGCUUAUGAUUUGUUAACUAUUUUAAAAGGAUAUUUAAGAUAAUUUUGAACUUAGAUCCUGUACGGAUGUUAUUGGUAAAGUAAGGUUAUCUGCAGUAUGCAAAUUUUACAUUGCAGCGAUAUAUGCAGUCCCCACUUUUGCAAGAUUAGAUUGCUGAGUCCAUUUUCUCAGCUAAAGUGCUAAAAAUCGCUCAGAGGAGCCCAUCCGCAGGAAUAACAAUUGGUUCGGGAUGUUCCAUAUUAUACAAAAAAACUUAAAGGUCUUAAACAUGCAGAAAAUAUAUCAUGCAAACAUCAUGAUUAAUGUGACAUUUCCUGUUGGGAAUGUAAACUGUCAGGAUAUUCUAGGAAAGUUUGGUGUUGUUAAAAAACAAAAAACAAAAAAAAAAACAACAUACUCAGCUCUUUGAAAUCCUGAAUGUAGGUUUUGUGAGCAAAUGUGUCAUUUCUUAAAAGUCUGAUCUGAGUGACUGACUUUCAGAACACAUAUGUAUUUUCCGCUCCAGUGCUUUCUCCUCUCCAUGGUACCAUGCAGCGUCAAACAUUUUAUAUUGUGAAAGGUUUUUACAUUCUACAACUGCUGAAAAAAUGUAAUUUACUUAAACAUUCUUCUAUUUCUUGUAUUGAUUUACAGAUCUAUUUGGUAUUUAACUUUUUUUGCAUGAAUGAAAGCCCCUAGGAGGUUUCUGUACACCUACUUUCAUUUUUACAUUAUAACCCUAAAGAGCAUGUGUACAUCUUAACUGGAAAUGUUUCUCUCCUCUAAGAAAAAUAUCUGUUUUUUCUCAGUGCAUCACCUGACCCCACCAAUGAGAAAAUUCCACAUGGUGUUUUUAAGGACAUUUGUGUCUCCACCCUGUCCAAACUGUUGUCAUUGACCUUGUUUUUUGAUGUGAAAAGAGUCCUUUGCUGUUGUAAAUCUUCAAACUAUGUUGCUCAAAAUAAAGUGACUGUUCUUCGUGGAAAAAGGCCAAUCAAAUAAAGCUUCUAUGCCUUCAGAGAAGGGUUAUUCUGUGAG
This is a messenger RNA of Cyprinodon variegatus (sheepshead minnow), 3573 nucleotides long. It is a transcript of the gene plcxd3, whose product is annotated as phosphatidylinositol-specific phospholipase C, X domain containing 3. Gene Ontology annotation, molecular function: phosphoric diester hydrolase activity. Gene Ontology annotation, cellular component: synapse. Bases 73 to 1047 code for a protein of 324 amino acids. The record is from RefSeq and is a predicted model, not a curated record. Gene Ontology annotation, biological process: lipid metabolic process. The transcript is spliced from 6 exons. Lineage: Eukaryota; Metazoa; Chordata; Actinopteri; Cyprinodontiformes; Cyprinodontidae.